This is a messenger RNA of Tachyglossus aculeatus (Australian echidna), 1372 nucleotides long. It is a transcript of the gene INIP, whose product is annotated as INTS3 and NABP interacting protein. The transcript is spliced from 8 exons. Bases 583 to 810 code for a protein of 75 amino acids. Gene Ontology annotation, biological process: DNA repair. Gene Ontology annotation, cellular component: nucleoplasm; SOSS complex; nucleus. Lineage: Eukaryota; Metazoa; Chordata; Mammalia; Monotremata; Tachyglossidae. The record is from RefSeq and is a predicted model, not a curated record.
GGCUGUCAAAGUGGAGUAUCUUAAUUGCCAUUGAAUCCAAUUGAAACUCAACAUAGGAAGAUGGCAACAAAUGCUACAGGACCAGCUGGUGAUGGAGAACCCAUAACUUUUUCAUCUGCUUUGGCAUCUUGCCAUGGUGCAUUGGAUGGUCAAAGUUGGAUGAGGUCUUCGUUGGAGAAAGAUUGCUCCGGAGUUGCAGGUGAUUUGGAUUUUCUCUGGCAGUCUCCCAAUGGGUGUGAACCUAUGCCAAUUCUGUUUUAAUUAAUAUGAGAUUCCAGUGUGGUGGUAGUCAAAGAAUUAAUUUGGGCUCAGAAGAUAGGUGGAAAAUGUACGUGCCUAUAUCAAAAAUUUGGCAGUGGUGACUAAAGCUUUUGUCUCAUCACCUCACUUUUCCUGCCCUCCCAUUUUGGGAAGGUGAAACAGAGCUGAAGAGGAUUUUAGCUUAAUCGGAGAACCAAAUGAAAAAUCUAGCACUCGAGACAUUGGUGGAUAUAUGAUACUCCCUGGAAGACUCUGGGUUUUCAGAAUAAAAAUAGAGUUGCCAUCUUGGCAGAACUAGACAAAGAGAAAAGAAAAUUACUUAUGCAAAACCAGUCUUCAACAAAUCAUCCUGGAGCCAGCAUUGCGCUCUCCACCAGACCCUCCCUUAAUAAGGAUUUUCGUGAUCAUGCGGAGCAGCAGCAUAUUGCAGCUCAGCAAAAGGCUGCAUUACAGCAUGCACAUGCGCAUUCAUCAGGAUACUUCAUAACUCAAGACUCUGCAUUUGGAAAUCUCAUUCUCCCUGUUUUGCCACGACUUGACCCAGAAUGAUGGAUAUGUUCCAAGUAAAGGAAACUGACUGACUUUGUCCAAGCAAUUACUGAAGUGCCAACUUCAUAAUCAGACUAUAGUUAUGCAAACUUCUAGGAAACAUCUCCCAAGUGUUUUGUGAGCAUUUGAAACUCUCGCCUUGUUUUAAAAAGCCACCCCGUGUUGGGUUGAAUUGUAGGUGAAAGUGACCCAGCUGGUGCAUGGUGUACAAACCCUAUGAAGACUUCUGUACAGCACUUCUUUUGCUGUAGCAACGAUAUUAAGGAAGCAUGUCACUUCUCAAUCUGAACAUAGGAAAUGUAUCCAUUGCUCUUGCUAUUUAUAUGACUGUUAUCAAGUGCACUCAAGGAUUUCAUGUUUAAUCAUGUUCACAGGAAAUAAGUGUAAAAUUAAGUGACUCCAUUUCUGAUUCCCCUGACCCCCAAUUUUGUUUUUGGGGGUGGUGUGGGGGAAAUGAGGUCAGCUAAAUCCCAAACUAUUCUUGUACACUUUUUUAAGUAUAAUAUCAACUUAAUUCGAAUGAAUCAGCAUAAAUGAGAACAAUAAAAUAACUGAUACCAAA